Messenger RNA from Amphibalanus amphitrite, 2261 nucleotides. RefSeq lists its product as uncharacterized. NCBI's taxonomy places the organism in Eukaryota, Metazoa, Arthropoda, Thecostraca, Balanomorpha, Balanidae. The transcript is spliced from 2 exons. Bases 532 to 1881 code for a protein of 449 amino acids. The record is from RefSeq and is a predicted model, not a curated record.
GUUAGAGAUCAAGUGUCUAAAUUACACUUCAAUUCACCCUGAAUCCAAAAAUACACAUCUGAAACUUCCCAAAAUUUAAUUUGAUGAUAUAUAAGCCAAACAAUUUUAUGCCCUCAGGGUGUAAAUGCUCGUGACGUCACUAGGUAGACAUCGGAUUGGCGCACUUCAUACGAUUGCGGCGCCAUUUUUACAUUGCGUGCUUGCGUUGGUUGCCCUUAGCUUGAUAGCUCAGCUCAAGGCUCAGCUGUACGUUCGUGUUUUUUACUUUAAGAUUCAAACCAUAUGUAACAUUUUAUUUAAAAGUUUAAUUUGAAUUAUUUUUUCCGCGUAAACUUUGCGUAUUUUUUAGUAGUUUCAUUGUGUAGCUUACUAAAAAGUACAUUGAAAUGAAUAGGUGGCGCCAGGAAAUAUAGCCUCAGGCGGCAUGUCGUUUUAGAUGCUUCCGGCAACCGUGGCGCAAGCCUUUCUGUUCUUUGUGCGGAUUGAUGAGGUUGGGUGGUAUUAGGUGAUUUUAUUCUGUGUUUACAAGAUAUGGAGCCUGGGUUUGUCAAAGCAGAUUCCAGGAAUCUUCCUGAUAUUAACCACUUCAUGGUUGUUGAGUUUUUUGCCAAAUCUGAUUUCUAUGUGUCUGCUGAGAUACGGGCCGUGAAAAACAAAAGUGCGGCAAGGGCCAGUUAUGGAGAGGAUGCCGUAGGAUACGUAUGCAUCAAAACCAUUGGACAAGAGACGACAGUGGUUGGAAAGGUCACACCUGAGCACAAGGUGAAUAACCCCCCAUAUCGUGUCUCUGCUGUUAUCGACAACUGCAACCGUGUCAUUGUGAGUGCUCAGUGUGAAGGAUGCAAGGCCCAGAAAGGUGGAUGCAAGCACACCAUUGCAUUCAUCUUCUGGCUGCUAAGAAGAAGUGAGGAGGAUGCUGUGACCGAUGUCAAGUGCUACUGGCAGAAACCAGCUCUGUCAAACGUGAGGAACCUGCCUCCAUUCAGAGUGUCUGAUGAAGAACAGAAACUGAAAACUCGAGAGCCUCAGGUGCAAAGUGAUGCAUUCAGACAAGAAGCUGCCAACAUGCUGAUCCAGAGAGGGCUGCCAGUAAAAGCACAGGCUUUGAAGCUGAUGGGACUGGCCAGCAGCAGCAUGGACAUCAUGUACCUCGACCAUCUGGUGGAUGUGUACCUGGACACCACAGACAAGGAGAACACAUCAUAUGCUUCCUUUCUGGCUCUCUGCAAGGACAGCAUCAGUGAAGCCGACUGCAAUGCCAGUGAGGUAGGGUCACGAGAGCAAAAAGACUCUCCCAUGUGGCAUCACCUGCGCUUUGGCAGGGUGACUGCAUCCCGACUGUAUGAGGUGGCGCAGUGCCAUACAGCAGAUGGUUCCCUGGUAGAGUCCAUCUUAUGUGCAGCCAAGUUUAAGGGCACAGCCGCAACAAAGAGGGGCAAUGCCCUUGAGGCAAGAGUUCUUGCGGGUGUAGCAACCCACCUUGGUGAAAAGUGUUCAGGUGCUGGACUGUUCCUGAAAAAGGAGUGGGCUAUUUUUGGUGCCAGUCCUGAUGCAGUGAUUCGGGACAGUGAUGGUGGGGUCAGGGCGGUAGUUGAGGUGAAGUGUCCUGCAUCACAGUCCACAGUCGGCAACUACAUCAAGUCAGGAGCCAUAGCUCCCAAAGUCCGGGCGCAGCUGCAGCUCCAGAUGCUGCUGGCUGACUGCUGUGUGGGAUACUUGGCAGUGGCAUCCCCUGACUUUGAGAGCACUGGCAGCAUUUAUGUGUGCCGGGAUACACUGUGUGAAAGUUUCUUGCUGCCUCUGAUGAAGAAGGCAGAAAGGUUUUGGUACACUGCGGUGUACCCGCAGCUUGCGGCUGGCAGGCAGCUGGUUCCCCAGUGAUGGGUUGGGGUCUAGGGAUGAGGAGGUACCUUUGCUAUGACUGUUGAUAUCUGAAACAUGCUGGGUAUUGGUCUAGACCUUGCGUGUAACUAUGCAAUGUAUGAUGAAAAUUAGUACUCUUUCGUAGUUAUGCUGUGGUCAGAAAUUGGUGUAACAAAGCGAAUGGUGUGUCUGUGUUUCAUGUAUGCUGCCAUUGAUUGCUCGAUUGUGCUGUACAUUAUGAAACGAAGUGCCACGUUUCCCAUGAAUCUCAAGUAUCAAAUCUACCUUACGAUUUGUGUUGUGAGAGUCUGUGAGCUGUUGUAGGCUGUUCCUUUUUGGCAUCUGCUUGAAGCUGAUGCAAGAUGAAUGCAUACAAUAAAAAGGUAUUGUACAUUCAG